This is a messenger RNA of Saccostrea echinata, 510 nucleotides long. RefSeq lists its product as uncharacterized. Bases 1 to 510 code for a protein of 169 amino acids. Gene Ontology annotation, cellular component: membrane; cell-cell junction. Gene Ontology annotation, biological process: cell-cell adhesion. The transcript has 3 exons. The record is from RefSeq and is a predicted model, not a curated record. Lineage: Eukaryota; Metazoa; Mollusca; Bivalvia; Ostreida; Ostreidae.
AUGGAAGCCUCUAAAUUUCUGCUUAUUGCAAUGACGCUCACAAUUUGUGCAGCUAUCUUUCAAUUAAUUGGUUUGGCGUCACCUUACUGGACAUUUAUUGAUGGAAAUUCAAUCAAUGUAAAUUCUGGUCUAUGGAAGACAUGUACGCAAACAGUUUCGACUGGAGAUACCGUAUGCACUGAUAUUGAAAUUACAGAUGACGAUUGGCUCAAGGCUGUCCGAGCAAUGAGCAUCCUUGGCUUUCUGGUACUAAUGGUAGCGGCAAUCAUGGCAGUAUUAAAACUGUUUGUUCUGAAAGACAAGCAGCCAGUUCUUUUUGUUGCAAUAGGCACAGCUUUCGCAGGAGCGGUGUUUAUCCUUAUAUCAAUAGCAGUGUAUGCGGCCAAAACAAAGGACUUCUACGGAAACGUUGAUUAUAAUUAUCACUUCGCUUUCGCCUUCAGCAUCAUAGGAAUGAUAGUAGCGAUCGGAGCAGGUGGCGUGAUGUUGGUAGACAUCAUGAAGGGAUAA